Rotaria sordida is the source of this 243-nucleotide messenger RNA. Lineage: Eukaryota; Metazoa; Rotifera; Eurotatoria; Philodinida; Philodinidae. The record is from the annotation of a GenBank genome assembly.
AUGUUUUAUUUUAUAUUAUUAUUAUAUACAAGUUCGAGCGAACAAAUUGAUGAUAUUAUAAAAAUUGAAGAUAAUAAUAAUUCAAUGAUAAAAUCAUCAUCUAUUAGAAUGAAUAUAACAAAUGUACAACGAUUAGCAAAAAUUGAAUCAACAUUUGAAAGUAUUUUACAAAUGAUUGAAGGUCUUAGACGACGUAUUGAACAACUUGAAUUUAACAAACAAACGAUUAUUGGGAUCAGUUAA